UGAAAUUAUGCUUCUCUCGCACUUUCACCAGACACAGUUGGGUCCUCCCUUUCCACGGUUCGUCAGUUAUACGGAGCAGCAUAGCAAGACCGAACCGGACAUGGACUCGAUUCUACUCCCGGAGCCUCUAUUCCUGGGUAACCAUCGCCCCACCGCCGCUCCGGCUUACCGUUCCUUCAGUUACCAGGUGCCAUGCCUGCUCCUAUCGCCUCCCGGGAGGAGACUUGUUUCUGUGUCCACCGAUCGCUUCUCGGGACUACGGCGGUCCUUAGCUCUCGCCGCCAGUGGCACCUUGAUGACUAAUUCUCCAAGAAGUGGAGUAUACACCGUUGGUGAUUUCAUGACAAGAAAAGAAGAUUUGCGUGUUGUAAAGCCGACCACAACCGUGGAUGAAGCACUGGAAGCUCUUGUGGAAAACAGAAUCACUGGCUUUCCUGUUAUUGAUGAAGAGUGGAAAUUGGUUGGUCUUGUUUCAGAUUAUGACUUACUGGCUUUGGACUCAAUAUCAGGUGCUGUUCGAAAUGAUACCAGCAUGUUUCCUGAAGUUGACAGCACUUGGAAAACUUUCAAUGAGGUACAGAAACUGCUCAGUAAAACCAACGGUAAGUUGGUUGGUGAUUUGAUGACGCCAGCCCCACUUGUAGUACGUGAAACUACUAAUCUUGAGGACGCUGCUAGGUUAUUGCUCGAGACAAAAUACCGUCGCCUUCCAGUUGUAGAUGCCGAGGGUAAGCUGGUCGGGAUUAUCACAAGAGGCAAUGUCGUUAGAGCCGCCCUUCAAAUAAAGCGUUCUGGUGAAAUGAAAGCAUAACAUUUAGAUUUGUCCGAUUUAAGAAGCUGGGAUGAAUGUAUUCGUACAAAGUGCUCGAGUGUGUUGACAGGGGAGAUCAGAGGAUCUCAGCUUCUUUCUAUGAACAAUUUUGGCUUAUAUAUAUAUAUAUAUAUAUACAUGUAUUCAACACCAAUGAUAUUUCUAUAUAAGUAAUUACCAGGACCAAGCUUGUUAGGUA
Molecule: messenger RNA, 1010 nt
Organism: Juglans microcarpa x Juglans regia
Lineage: Eukaryota; Viridiplantae; Streptophyta; Magnoliopsida; Fagales; Juglandaceae
Product: CBS domain-containing protein CBSX1, chloroplastic-like
Exons: 8
Coding region: 8-811 (267 amino acids)
Source: RefSeq, a predicted model, not a curated record